Molecule: messenger RNA, 621 nt
Organism: Dibothriocephalus latus
Lineage: Eukaryota; Metazoa; Platyhelminthes; Cestoda; Diphyllobothriidea; Diphyllobothriidae
Source: the annotation of a GenBank genome assembly
AUGGAUGCCAGUUAUAUUGCCAACUUGAGAAAGGUUUUAUCCGACUCGUCGCCAAAAAGAAAGCGAAACCGACUGGGUGUAAAAGCUGGCUCACGAGGGAAAAAGAAGAAAAGUCUGCCAGCCCCCAGCAAUCCUCCCCAUUUGAAAAGACCUGUGCGGAAAACUGAUUCAUUGGAGAGCGAUAUCCAGUCAUCUAUGUUCCGUUUCCUGAAUGAAAAGAUGUAUAAGUGUUCCAGCGCUGACGCUUACCAGUACUUUUUGGAGAAUCCAAGUGCAUUUGAACUCUAUCACAAGGGAUUUCAACGGCAACUUCAAAAAUGGCCCACCGAUCCACUCCAGUGGCCGGAACAGAUCAUCCGAGAAGAAUUCAAAAAAUCGCCAGUUGUAGCUGAUCUAGGUUGCGGUGAUGCGCGUUUAGCUCUGCACCUCAAGGGUCUUGCAAAGGUCCAUUCAUUUGAUCUUGUUGCCGUCAACAGCAGGGUGACAGUAUGCGAUAUGUCCAGGGUAAUUUCACUGUCCUCAACAGAAGCUCCUUUUGUCUUAUGCUUAGCUCCGCCUACAAUUAACUGGUACCCCACCAGAAGUACGAAUUCCGAGGUACCCGGCAUUUUAGAAAGCUAA